Molecule: messenger RNA, 612 nt
Organism: Iphiclides podalirius (scarce swallowtail)
Lineage: Eukaryota; Metazoa; Arthropoda; Insecta; Lepidoptera; Papilionidae
Source: the annotation of a GenBank genome assembly
AUGGCGACCCUGACAAAGUGCGCGGGAACGUCCGACUUGAUGUAUGCCGCCGCGGUCGACGACGACCUACCAACUUUGGCCUUACGAACACUGCAGUGCUGCUAUGCAUCUGCAGAACGAUACCGUUAUAUUGAUUACGUGCGGGUUAACAAGAAAGUAGCAGGGAUCCUUGGCCCCGAGCUCGGCUUGAUCAAAAUUGAUGUUACAUUCGGCCAGUGCUACAUUUUCCUUCCAAAUUUCUACCGCCAAAACGGCCAUGUUGUUUCCGCCAUCUUUAUUAAGAACGCAUGGCCUCCCGCCUCCUGGCGUUGGUCAACAGCCAGCAAGGCGUUAAAGGCAUCAGCUACAGUCUGCACCAGUUCAGAUAGGCCCGUCCACCCGCCCCCGCGCGCGGUUAUUCGCGACCGGAGGGGGGUCGCUUUGAGAAGAUCCACGGGCCAGACAACGCUGGCCGGAGGGUUGCCGACGCCGAAACAUUUGACAUGCUGCGACAGCGGCACGGCACCGCAAGAUACUACUCCACUUUCGAAAGGAACGGACGUGAUGACAUUUGCGCCAGCCCUGGGUGGCUUAUUUUCUUUUUUCAUAUUCGCCAAUCUCGAACUAGGCCAG